Drosophila montana is the source of this 1464-nucleotide messenger RNA. Its product is annotated as protein FAM8A1. NCBI's taxonomy places the organism in Eukaryota, Metazoa, Arthropoda, Insecta, Diptera, Drosophilidae. The record is from RefSeq and is a predicted model, not a curated record. The coding region runs from base 97 to 1104 and encodes 335 amino acids. The transcript has a single exon.
GUUUAACACGUCAACUUCAACAACAAAGUAAAUCAAAUAAAAGUAAAAUUAGAAAAAAUUAAAUAAGAUAUAAUUGAUUUCAAAACAAUAAGUGAGAUGGAGAGCAGCGAAGGGCCAGCUGGAAGCUCAAAUGAGCUCCGAGAGCGCAAGUGCACAGACAUAAACAAGGAUUUGUCAACAAAGGAGGCAUAUUUUGCUAGCCUCGCAGAAUGGGCGAAACAGGCGGCGCUCAUGCAAAUGUUUCCCAAUUAUCUGCUCGCCAAUUAUAGCUAUCCACAAUUGUUGCAAACUCCAUUGCCAUAUGCAGCGCCGCCAGGCAUUGAGCAGCUGCAGACAAAUCGCCAAACCCAGCAGCCGCAGCAGCAGUCAGCGCAGGCGAAUGCAUCGCCAGCUGUUAGGCCCAGCUUCAAUCGUUUUCGGGUUCUUGACGAAGUGCAGCAACAAGAGAUUAUCCAAAGAGUUGGUGGCACUGAAAUGGUUGUGGCGCCGUUUUGGAAACGCGCCUUUGCGGAGGCCAUAGAUAUUUUCAUAUUAUUCAUAUUGAAAAUAAUUGUGACCUUUUCACUGUUUCACGUUUUUGAUCUGGAUUUCGACAAGGAUGUGAUGCGUAAGACAUUGGAAGAUGACGAUAUCUUUGUGAAUUUUCUGGAUAUCUCAAUGGACUUUAUAAGUCUUUCGUCGGAUCUAAUACUAAUUGAGUUGCUGACCAAAUUGUUAGUAUGCUGCUAUGAAUGCCUCUGGACGGUGUUCUAUAAUGGCGCAACACCUGGCAAAUCGCUGAUGAAGAUUCGUAUACUCUAUGUGGAGGCCGUAAUGCCGCUGCAGGCACCUGUUAUGCCUCAAUUUGUUUUCCAAGCCCAGCGAGAACCGUUGCGAGCUGUGCUCUAUCCCGCCGAGACACCUAGCUUCCUCAGGGCAUUGAUGCGUGCAUUAGCCAAGAAUCUGGUCAUGACGCUACUCUUUCCCAUCUGCGUCGUUAUGGUUUUCUUUAAGAACAAUCGCACAGCCUACGACAUUAUAACAAAGACUAUAGUUGUCGAGACAAACCGAAAUCCAGCUCCACCCGCCGUGCCGCCCGCCGUGCCACGCCCACAUCAGCAGUAGUCAGACACAAGAUGCGGGACACAUCUAUAUAUAAUGCCAAAUCUUGUGAAGAAAUGUAGACGACCGUGGCAUAACAGAAACAAAUUAAUUUAUAAUUUUUGUUAACCAUAAAAUGUCUGAGUUCAUGUUUGUCAGAUAGACAAAAAUAUUUUCUUCCUAUUAUGAUGUAAAUAGAAGAAAUGUAAAAUGUUUUCCAAGCAUAUGAAAUUCAUAUCUUUUUAAUCCUAUGAACUUAGUCUUAAGUCCGUUUUCUCAAUGUUUGAAAGAUAAUGUUUCCUGAAACCGUAUGUUAAGAAACCGGGCUUUAACAUCGUAAUAUUAUUGAUUCCUAGCGAAAAUAAAACAACACGUCGAAAUGAA